Aspergillus thermomutatus is the source of this 1404-nucleotide messenger RNA. RefSeq names its product MFS transporter. The coding region runs from base 1 to 1404 and encodes 467 amino acids. The record is from RefSeq and is a predicted model, not a curated record. Gene Ontology annotation, molecular function: transmembrane transporter activity. Gene Ontology annotation, biological process: transmembrane transport. NCBI's taxonomy places the organism in Eukaryota, Fungi, Ascomycota, Eurotiomycetes, Eurotiales, Aspergillaceae. The transcript has 4 exons.
AUGGAAAGAAGUACACAGACGGAGUCCACCUCGCCCUCGAGUAAUGCCAAUUCGAGUAGGACGAGAGCGAACGGCGAUGUUGAAGCUCAACAAUUCCAGGAGAAGAAAGGCAAAGAAUCGACGCUGGUGCAAUGGGACGGCCCGAAAGAUCCAGACAAUCCAGUCAAUUUCUCACCCGCUCGCAAAUGGACCAUCACCGUGAUGCUUGAGUUGAUGACCGUUUCGGUGACUUUUGCAUCGUCUGUCUUCAGCACUGCUGCCCAGGUCACAGCCAAAAAAUUUCAUGUCUCUGAAGAAGUUAUGGUCCUAGGGACGAGUCUCUUCGUCCUAGGCUUCGCCUUUGGGCCAAUGGUUUUCGGACCUCUAUCCGAGCUGUAUGGGCGCAAGACACCACUGUUUGUGGGCUUCUUGAUUUUCGCCAUCUUUCAAAUUCCGGUUGCAGUGGCACAGAAUCUUCAGACCAUUUUCAUCUGCCGAUUCCUGGGAGGCUUCUUUGCAAGUGCGCCUCUGGGUAUUGUUGGCGGUAUGUUGGCGGAUCUUUUCAAUCCAGUAGAUCGCACCAUUGCCGUUGCCGUCUUUGCUGCGAGUACCUUCAUCGGGCCUGUCGCUGGCCCCAUUGUCGGUGGGUUUAUAACCAUGUCAUACCUAGGUUGGCGGUGGACCGAAUACAUCACCGCCAUCAUGGCGUUCUUUUUUAUGACUUUGGGCUUUUUCAUUGUCCCUGAAACGUUCGAGUCAACCAUUCUUCAGCGUCGCGCCAAGCGGCUGCGGUUUGAAACUAAGAAUUGGGCGCUACAUGCCAAAUCUGAAGAGCAGCCCAUCAGCCCUCGACUAAUUCUGCGAAAGUACCUCCUGAGGCCAAUGCAAAUGCUGAUUUUAGAGCCUAUCUUGCUGCUGGUCACUCUAUACAUGGGUUUUAUUUACGGCUUCCUAUAUCUCUGCUUUGAGGCCUAUCCGAUUGCCUUUCAGGAGUAUCGCAGGUGGAACGCAGGAGUCGGAGAAUUGCCGUUUCUGGCCAUCACCUGUGGCGUGCUUGUCGGGUGUGGCAUCAUAAUCGCCUUUGCUAAGACGCGCGUCGAGCGCAUGUACAAGGAGAUCGGCUCAGUGAUACCUGAAGAGCGUCUCAUCCCAAUGAUGAUUGGAGGAGUUCUAUUGCCGGCCGGCAUGUUUUGGUUCGCAUGGGCAUCAGAUCCGAACAUCAUCUGGGUUCCGCAGGUGAUCUCAGGAGUUUUCCUCGGAGCCGGAGUAUUGUUGAUCUUCUUGCAGGGACUCAAUUAUAUCAUCGAUUGCUACGCUAUGCAUUCGAAUUCAGCCAUCGCGGCGAAUUCCUUCUUCCGAUCAAUGCUGGGAGCAGGCUUUCCCAUGUUUGCACUGCCCAUGGUGUGUUCUCCAACACUUCCGUAA